AAUCAUUUUAUUCCUAGUAUUUGAUUAUCGAAAAACAAGAAAUUCGAGAUGAAAUUUUAAACGGUCGAUUCUCAGAUCGGGCUUGCAUUUUCUGCGAAGUAAUUGGCGAAUGCCUGGUAGACCAACGGUCACUGUUCUUCUUCACCGAUCAAUUUUAGAAAACGGCAGAAUCCCUCCUUCGGUUUUGUCAACUAUUAAAAAGCUUAAAAGUGGUUAUAUCAAUGGUACAAGAGUUGUUUUUGGUCGAUUAGAUGAAUUUCUCAGCACUUCAUGUAUAACUAGUCUUAGCUUCUUGGGUAAUACAGAGGAAGGUGAUCCAGAUAAUUUAAGUUCGAGUGUAAAAGAAUAUCUGGAAAAAGAACUUCGAAAACCUUUUGUUCGAGCAACUCAACAUGGAAAAUUGUAUCUCAAUACUAGGAAUCAUUUGAUUCUUGAUUAUUGAUUAUCGAGAUUAUUAAGAUAAUAGAGAAAUAAAUAAG
This is a messenger RNA of Panonychus citri (citrus red mite), 479 nucleotides long. RefSeq names its product probable phosphorylase b kinase regulatory subunit alpha. Gene Ontology annotation, biological process: glycogen metabolic process. Bases 110 to 442 code for a protein of 110 amino acids. The record is from RefSeq and is a predicted model, not a curated record. Gene Ontology annotation, cellular component: phosphorylase kinase complex. Lineage: Eukaryota; Metazoa; Arthropoda; Arachnida; Trombidiformes; Tetranychidae. Gene Ontology annotation, molecular function: calmodulin binding. The transcript has 3 exons.